Messenger RNA from Phodopus roborovskii (desert hamster), 1442 nucleotides. RefSeq names its product cholecystokinin A receptor (gene Cckar). Gene Ontology annotation, molecular function: gastrin receptor activity; cholecystokinin receptor activity; neuropeptide receptor activity. The record is from RefSeq and is a predicted model, not a curated record. Bases 156 to 1442 code for a protein of 428 amino acids. Gene Ontology annotation, cellular component: membrane. NCBI's taxonomy places the organism in Eukaryota, Metazoa, Chordata, Mammalia, Rodentia, Cricetidae. Gene Ontology annotation, biological process: neuropeptide signaling pathway. The transcript is spliced from 5 exons.
UUGCCUUUAGGAAUGGCUGCAAAGCCCACACCUGGAAAUCCCCCCUCCCUGUCCCUGCAGGGCAGGUUGCAUCUGGGAGACUCUCCGGCCAUUAGAGGAAUGAGCCAGGAGUGAGCCGUCCACCAGCUCGUCAGCACUUGCUAGAGAGCAGCAGCAUGGACGUAGUCGACAGCCUUCUGGGGAAUGGGAGCAACAUUACUCCCCCCUGUGAACUCGGCCUGGAAAAUGAGACUCUGUUCUGCCUGGAUCGACCUCAGCCUUCAAAGGAGUGGCAGCCUGCGGUGCAGAUCUUCCUCUACUCGUUCAUAUUCCUCCUCAGUGCGCUGGGGAACACUCUGGUCAUCACCGUGCUGAUUCGAAACAAGAGGAUGCGGACUGUCACCAACAUCUUCCUGCUGUCCCUGGCUGCCAGUGACCUCAUGCUCUGUCUCUUCUGCAUGCCGUUCAACCUCAUCCCCAACCUGCUCAAGGAUUUCAUCUUUGGGAGUGCUGUGUGCAAGACCACCACCUACUUCAUGGGCACCUCCGUGACUGUCUCCACCUUCAACCUGGUAGCCAUCUCUCUGGAGAGAUACGGCGCCAUCUGCAGACCCUUACAGUCCCGGGUCUGGCAAACGAAGUCCCACGCGCUGAAGGUCAUCGCUGCCACCUGGUGCUUCUCCUUCCUCAUCAUGACUCCUUACCCCGUUUACAGCAACCUGGUGCCUUUUACUAAACGCAACAACCAGACCGCAAAUAUGUGCCGCUUCCUGUUGCCAAGCGACGCUCUGCAGCAGUCCUGGCAAACAUUCCUGCUGCUCAUCCUCUUUGUCAUCCCUGGGAUUGUGAUGGUGGUGGCCUACGGGCUGAUCUCUCUGGAACUCUACCAAGGAAUAAAAUUUGAUGCAAGCCAGAGGAAAUCUGCUAAAGAGAGGAAGCUGAGCGGCGGCGGCAGCCGAUAUGAGGACAGUGAUGGAUGUUACUUGCAGACGUCCAGGCACCCGAGGAAGCUGGAGCUUCGGCAGCUGUCCACCAGCAGCGGCGGCGGCAGGCUCAACCGCAUCAGGAGCAGCGGCUCCGCGGCCAACCUGAUAGCCAAGAAGCGCGUGAUCCGCAUGCUCAUCGUCAUCGUGGUCCUCUUCUUCCUGUGCUGGAUGCCCAUCUUCAGUGCCAACGCCUGGCGGGCAUACGACACUGUUUCCGCAGAGAGACACCUGUCGGGGACCCCUAUCUCCUUCAUCCUCCUCCUCUCCUACACCUCCUCCUGCGUUAACCCCAUCAUCUACUGCUUCAUGAACAAACGGUUUCGCUUGGGCUUCAUGGCCACCUUCCCUUGUUGCCCCAGUCCCGGUGUCCCAGGGGUGAGAGGAGGAGAAGGAGAGGAAGAAGACGGAAGGACGGUCGGGGCGUCCCUGUCCAGGUAUUCCUACAGCCACAUGAGCACCUCUGCUCCACCCCCGUGA